GCCACAGGUAAGCACCACAUAACUUCAUAUUAAUUCGCCAAAACAAGAAGAGAAAUAGAAAAACAUAACUACAUCUUCGUUAUCCCCAUUUAAAAUAACAAAAGUGGUAGCUAUGUAAAAUAACCAUGAUGCAACAACACAAAGCUUACUACCGACUAAUUAACCUCAUUGGCUCAACCACAGUUAUCCAACAUUUCAGUCAAUAUUAAAUUCCCUAAACCAUUAAGUUUAUACCAAUCCUAUGCUUAGUGCACCUUACAUAAUCUGUUAUAUUAAUAUAGUUUUACACUCCUAAUAGCAUAUAAAACCAUAACUUCUUAAGGGUUAAGCCAUAAUCACUAAGAUUUACCUUCAAUAUAGAAGUAAAAAACAGAUUCUUGAAAGUUAAAACAAUGAAGAACUUAAACUGCAAUAGUGGUUUUGUAUGGCUUAUGACCAUGUCAAUCUUGUUUCUAAUUGCAAGAUCUCAGUUAACUGAGGAUUUCUACUCAACUUCAUGCCCUAAUCUUCGCAACAUUGUACUUAAACAAGUGCUAAAUGCAAUCAAGACUGAAACAAGAAUGGCUGCUUCUUUGCUUCGGCUUCAUUUCCAUGAUUGCUUUGUAAAUGGUUGUGAUGCAUCAAUUUUAUUGGAUGGAAAUGAUGGGGAGAAGUUUGCCUUCCCUAACAUCAAUUCUGCUAGGGGAUUUGAGGUGGUUGAUGCUAUUAAAACAGCUGUAGAAAGCUCAUGCAGUGGAGUAGUUUCAUGUGCUGACAUUCUAGCCAUAGCAGCACAAGAUUCAGUUCUCUUGAGUGGAGGGCCAUCGUGGAAAGUCUUACUAGGAAGAAGAGAUGGACUUGUGGCGAAUCAGUCCGGAGCUAAUACUAACCUCCCUGGCCCCACUGAAUCCGUUGCUAAUAUCACCGCCAAGUUUCUCGCCGUUGGCCUCAACCUUACAGAUGUUGUAUCCCUAUCAGGUGCGCAUACGAUUGGAUCGGCGAGGUGUGCUGUGUUCAGCAAUAGGUUAUUCAACUUCUCUGGAACAAACGGUCCUGAUGAGACGCUAUUAGAUCAGGCUAUGGUAUCAGACCUUCAAGCUCAAUGUCCGGCGAACGGAGACGGGAACAAGACGACAGCUCUCGAUCGGAAUUCCGUUGACUUGUUCGACAACCAUUACUUUCAAAACUUGGUGAACGGAAAGGGACUUCUUGAAUCUGAUCAAUUUCUAUACUCGAGUGAUGAAGCUGUGUCGACUACACGAACCCUAGUUGAAAUCUACAGCAAUGACUCGCGGAUUUUCGUUAACGAUUUCGUUAGAUCGAUGAUUAAGAUGGGGAAUACGAACCCCCUCACGGGGGAGAGUGGAGAAAUUCGAAAAAAUUGCAGGGUUGUGAAUUCGUAGGCGGGUAAUAUUGUGGAUUUGGUGCGAAUAUUAUGUACAUAAAUAAGAAGAAUGUAAUAAAAGAUAAGUCGAAGGGUUUUGCAACAAAUCCAGAAACAUUCAGGGACUGUUUUUGCCAUUAUUUGUUUCUUUUUCAGUUAAUUAGGCAUUUAACUAACACAUACACAAAUUUCAAGAAAGCCCUUUUACUUUUCCAUUAGUAACAUCGAGAUCAAUGUCAUAAAAGCAAGGUCGAGUAGGAAGCCCAGGCAUCGUGCUCAUACUCCCCACCAAAGGAUAAAUAAAUCCAGCCCCAAUACUCGCCCUCACAUCCCUAAUUGGCAACACAAAUCCACUUGGUGCGCCUUUGGCUGCUGGAUUAUCGGAAAAUGAGUACUGAGUUUUCGCCAUGCAGAUUGGAAGUGCCGCGAACCCUUGUUUGCUAUACAUUUUGAUCUUUUUCUCGGCCUACAAGUAUUCGACGCCACUGGCACCGUAUGAUCUUGCUAUCGCUUCUAUC
Molecule: messenger RNA, 1881 nt
Organism: Lactuca saligna
Lineage: Eukaryota; Viridiplantae; Streptophyta; Magnoliopsida; Asterales; Asteraceae
Source: the annotation of a GenBank genome assembly